Messenger RNA from Camelina sativa (false flax), 856 nucleotides. NCBI's taxonomy places the organism in Eukaryota, Viridiplantae, Streptophyta, Magnoliopsida, Brassicales, Brassicaceae. The record is from RefSeq and is a predicted model, not a curated record.
UAUAAACACAUUUUAAAAAAAGUUGGAGCCAGCUACGUUAUGGAGAUUUGCAUUCACUACGUGACCUCCUCUUAAGUCCUUGAUACACAAUUGAUUUGCAUGUAUAAAUAAGCAUUACCAAAACAUUUGAUUCAAAAAAUCAAACAAACCAAAAAAAAAUGUCUAAUUUUCUAAGGAAGAAGCUUUCACACCUCUGCUUCUCCACCUCCGGUGUUCUCUCCCCGUCGAUUCCUUCUUCUCCGAUCAUCGUAUCAAACCACAACGCUCCAUCUCAUCAUCUUCACAAAACCCCCUCAAUCUUCAUCAACAACUUCAACUCUCUAUACGAUCACCUCUCUGUUUCCUCUCCUCUCCACCGCCGCCACAGUUCCGAUAACCCCGCCGGAUUGUUCUCAUCUACCCGCCGCGACGAAGAGGAAGAAAACGACGACAUUUCCUCCGCCGUGUCAAAACUAUUAACCGGCGGAACAGCGAUCAUGAAGCAUAUAGAUUCACCGGAUCCGUACAGAGACUUCGGACGGUCGAUGAGAGAGAUGGUGGAAGCCAGAGAUUUAACGAGAGACGUCGCCGCCGAUAGAGAGUACUUGCACGAACUGUUGUUCUGUUAUCUCUCGUUGAAUCCAAAACAUACUCACAAAUUCAUCGUCUCUGCUUUCGCCGAUACACUCCUCUGGUUACUUUCUCCGUCUUUGCCGUCGCCGGAGAGAUAUAUUUUAACUCAAUCAAAUUAAAUUUUUAGUUCCUCUCUAAUUUUAAUAUUUGGGCCUGCGGGCUAAAGGCCCAUAAUUGUAACAGCUCUUACUAUAUUCAUUACUUCAGAGAUAUGUGAAUUAUCCACAAACGAAUUAAAAAAAAA